Molecule: messenger RNA, 2790 nt
Organism: Xyrauchen texanus (razorback sucker)
Lineage: Eukaryota; Metazoa; Chordata; Actinopteri; Cypriniformes; Catostomidae
Gene: slc47a3
Product: solute carrier family 47 member 3
Exons: 19
Coding region: 1-1737 (578 amino acids)
Biological process (GO): xenobiotic detoxification by transmembrane export across the plasma membrane
Cellular component (GO): membrane
Molecular function (GO): antiporter activity; xenobiotic transmembrane transporter activity
Source: RefSeq, a predicted model, not a curated record
AUGGAGGUCAAGCUAAAUCCGAAGGUGAGACAAAACUGCAUCAUUGCAAUCCCACCUGAUGACUUCAUAAACCUGCAGAGAUUCUAUACUUUACGUAACAAACUACGUGAUCCCUCCAGAUGUCAAGAAUGUGUGAGCUUUUUGAGAAGUUUUUUACCUGUGGACUACAAAAGUGAAUUUGUCCAAUUGUGCUCUUUAGCUCUGCCUGUGUUUUUGUCCUGUCUUUCGGAUUAUUUAAUAAGUUUUGUAAGCACUGUGUUCUGUGGGCACUUGGGGAGAGUAGAGCUUGAUGGUGUGACUCUUGCCACAGCUGUCAUCAAUGUUAUGGGUAUUGGUAUCGGCCACGGCUUGGCCGCUGCUUGUGACACACUCGUUUCUCAGGCUUUUGGAGGGAAUAACUUCUGUCAAGUUGGUGUUAUAACACAGAGAGGAAUUCUAAUUCUUCUACUUUCUUGUUUACCAUGCUGCGCCCUUCUUAUCAACACAGAGUCAUUGCUACUUGUUAUGGGGCAAAGGCCAGAGGUUGCCAGGAUAUCUCAGCUCUAUGUGAAAUUUUUUUUGCCUGGUCUUCCGGCUUCAUUUAUGUACAUUAUGGAAGUAAAAUAUCUACAGAAUCAGGGAAUAAUUUGGCCUCUGGUCAUUACUGGAGUACUGGCAAAUGUCCUUAAUGCUUUAAUCAACUAUAUUCUCCUGUUUGUCCUGGAUGUUGGUGUUGCUGGAUCAGCAGUUGCCAACACCAUCUCACAGUAUGCUUUGGCAAUCCUGCUGUUUGUCUAUGUCAGAUGGAAAGGUCUCCAUAAGGACACUUGGGCGGGUUGGUCGAUGGACUGUUUGCAGGACUGGAAAUCAUUCAUCCACCUUGCCAUUCCAAGCAUGCUCAUGCUUUGUGCAGAGUGGUGGACCUAUGAGAUUGGAGGACUCCUGUCAGGGCUGAUUAGUGAAGUGGAGCUUGGAGCUCAGUCAGUUGUGUUUGGACUGGCAAAUAUUGCAUUCAUGUUUCCUUUAGGCUUUAGUGUAGCAGGCUGUGUGAGAGUGGGGAUCGCCAUGGGAGCUGGAAAUGUUGCCCAAGCCAAGCUAUCUGCCAAACUCUCAAUGGUUUGUGCAGUGGCUGUUGGCAUGCUUUUGGCUACUGUUAUUGGUUCUGCAAAGAAUGUCAUUGCUUAUAUCUUCACAAAUGAUAAAGACAUUAGAAUGAGGGUUGCCACGGUAAUGGUUUUGUAUGCGCCUUUCCAUCUUCUUGAUGCAGCCGCAGCAGCAAGUGGCAAUAUAGUGAGAGGUUUAGGCAAGCAAAAGAUUGGAGCAGUCUGCAACCUUGUGGGAUACUAUGGCGUUGGUUUUCCUAUUGGAAUAUCCUUAAUGUUUGCCACUAAACUGGGAAUUGUUGGUCUAUGGACGGGCCUGUUAAUUUCUGUCUUACUUCAGUCAGUCUUCCUCAUUGUUCUACUUUUCAAACUGAACUGGGAGAAAGCUUCUGAAGAGGCACAGAUCAGAGCUGGUGUGCAGACAAGACGAGUAGAUAAUGGUGCACAAGAAGAUGGUGGAUAUAUUGAGAGGGAUGUUCAGGACAUUGCUACAGAUGUGGAUGGGCUUGUAGUGGAGCCGCCCAGUGUGGAACUCACUUCACUGAGGGCACCACUGCCAUUAAGGGCCUUAGUGCUGCGUCGGGGUCUGGCUCUUGCAGCUAUGCUUACUCUACUGGCUGCUGGACUCAUCACUAAUGUGUUGCUGAACAGCUAAGAUCAUAAUAGUACAACAAGAUUGUAGUACUCAAACUCAGUACCUGGGAAAACAGGGAGGGCCUUUAAGCAGGCAGAGAGAAAUCCUCUCAACUCAGUUGUUGGAAGUCUCCAGUGUGGUCUGGUAAAAGUGCACCGCUGAAUGUACAAAGCCUUUUAAUAAGGGCUGUGAAUUGAUUACAUUUUUUAAACUAAUGAAUCGCACAGCAAUUAAUCGUGGUACAUCGUACAUUAUAACAAACAUUAAAAUAUAAUCAUAAUAUGUUUACUUUAUAAUUUUUCUCCAAGAAUAUGCAAAAAAUGGUUAGUCAACAUUUAUUUUAAUUAUUUAAAUAUGUACAUUUUAAAAUGUUCUUUAAGAAUAUAGUUAAAUUAGACACAUUUUUACAGGUAUAAAUCUUUGAUACACGUAUGUAAACAUGUCUUAAAAUCAGUGAACAUGCUGUGAUUAAAAAUUUGGAAAAAACUUCUGGCAUUUUGACAUUUUUUAAAAAUAGGACCAAAUGGGCAGAUUCAGUUAAUAUCUGAAUGUAUAUUGGAAAUGUACACUUACUGUGAAGAUUAACUUAAGUGUACAUUUCCAAUGCAUUAUCAGAUGCUAUACAUACAUAUACAAACCAAAGAUUAAUUUGCUGAAGUUUAAAAUCUCAAUAAAAUGUUUUUUGUCUGGCCGCCAUUCAGUUUCUAUCGCGCACAAGCUGGGUAUCUCUCGGGUUUUUUAUCUCUCUGAGUAUCACUUUUGACACUGGUUCAGAUGACAGUGAGUACGUGUUUUUAAGUGAUGCUAAGAGAUACGUCAGCUUGCAUGUAUCUCCCACACCUGGCUGACCACUUGCGUGUGAAGUCUACAUUCAACAUACAUAAAAUCCGCUCCAAUGUUUAUUAUGCCCGGGACAUGCACCGCAUGUAAUUAAUAAGAAUUCACUGCUUCACACAAUCAGUUUCUGUGCUUAGGAUGUGCAGUAUAUAUGUUAAUUUUAGCAACAGUAAGUGGGGAAAAACAUUAGUGAAAUUUCAGAAAGAGAAAAACAUUUUUAUUUUUUAAAUGCAGAAA